Molecule: messenger RNA, 791 nt
Organism: Volvox carteri f. nagariensis
Lineage: Eukaryota; Viridiplantae; Chlorophyta; Chlorophyceae; Chlamydomonadales; Volvocaceae
Exons: 1
Coding region: 116-508 (130 amino acids)
Source: RefSeq, a predicted model, not a curated record
AAAGUGUAUGUAAUUUUUUCGGCGAAAGGCCGCUCGUCAGGGCAUGUUGGCCGCAGUCACAAGCGGUAUGCAUCUCGGACUUUUGGCUGGCUGCUUAGCCUGAGCUGAAUAAGAUAUGAAAAGAUAUGAAAGCAUAAAACGUAGCUUGCAAGACUGGGCGCUUGAAACGGCUGCGGGAAGAGGAAGCGUUCAGGACAUCAGACAGCAAGAAGCACAACACCUGCUGGUAAACCACCGAGAAUAUCUUCAGUUGGGGACGUGUAGCUUUAGCCGGCGGGGUCGACUAUCAUACGCUUUGCGCACCGCCAAUCCUGCUCUGGCCCAAAAGAUGGAGGCCCUCUACAUCGCGCAGUUCAAGGCCCGGGGGCCGGGCGGCUACAAUGUGCUGCGCGGGCCGCCUUCCGCCAGCCCGGCCUUCUACGCGAUGAGCCGGCAAUGCGCCGGCAGCGCCCACACGCCCACUGCCGUGACAGUCCAAGACGAUGACGCCCCAGCCACGCUCGCCUAGCCCACACAGCAACUGGACACCUAACGCUUGACGGACAGGGUCCCACGAUUUCGGCGCUAGGCUUCUGGACAUUGGGCAGUGCUGUUGUAUUUGGGCACGAUCACACUUAGGGUUUCAUUCACGGUGCAUACAUGUUCACGGUGCAUACAUGUUGGACUUAACUCGUGUGUGAACGGCGGCUGCGGCCCAUACGGACAGCAGCGCUUGGAUGGUCUAUUGCGUGAGCGUUGGGGGAAGGGGGGGGGCCCGCUGCGCUCCUUUCUAUGUCCGCUCGUCGCGUGCU